Messenger RNA from Trichophyton rubrum CBS 118892, 369 nucleotides. RefSeq lists its product as uncharacterized. Lineage: Eukaryota; Fungi; Ascomycota; Eurotiomycetes; Onygenales; Arthrodermataceae. Bases 1 to 369 code for a protein of 122 amino acids. The transcript has a single exon. The record is from RefSeq and is a predicted model, not a curated record.
AUGGACAGGAAGGACGAUGCGUACGCAGUGGAGAACGAGGGCGCGGGAUGGCGAGGAUCGCUGCAGGCCAGAUCCUGGCGUUGGCUGUGGGCUGGUGGGUUCAGCGUUGAGCCGGUACUUGUAGUAGCAGCAGUGGGGGGGGGUUUCUGUCUACUUUACCAGGCAGCUCUACCGCAGCUCACCUCGACUGGCCGUGCGGACGACAGUUAUAUAAAAGACAUCAGGCCCGAGAAAUCAGUUAGGGAGACUGGAAAAGGAGAGGCGAAAAAGGAGAGGUCGGAACAGCCCAAUAUUCGAGAAGAUAGACAAGGUCCCAUAUCAACCCCCAAGCUUUCACGCAAAAACGGCUCAAAUAAUCCGGCUAACUAA